CACCCCCAGGUCCUUUUCUGCCGGGCAGCUUUCCAGCCACUCUGCCCCAAGCCUGUAGCGUUGCUUGGGGUGGUUGUGACCGAAAUGCAGGACCCGGCACUUGGCCUUGUUAAACUUCACACAGUUGGCCUUGGCCCAUGGAUCCAGCCUGUCCAGGUCCCUCUGCAGAGCCUUCCUACCCUCGAGCAGAUCAACACUCCCACCUAGUUUGGUGUUGUCUGUGAACUUACUGAGGGUGCACUCAGUCCCCUCAUCCAGAUCAUCGAUAACUCAGUAUGGUCUCUCACGAGGGCUUCCUCCCCUCGGAAUUCAUGUUCUCCUUUCCCUAGCCCAGCAUCCAUUAACAAGAAACAUUGCUCUUAAACUUCAGGGCUCUGCGUAAGUUGUCUCUCAAGCACACGGACCCAAGCGCUGAAGGGACGCCUGGCUGGCGGCUCCUCCGCGGUGCUCGCGAGGUCGGUGUCCCUGCACGGGUGGCUGCAGCCUGGCGUAUCCCCGGCUUACACAGGCGGCCGCGCUUCUCUGUAGCAUCUCUGCGCUCUCAGGAGGCGAGAGAGACACUUCUGAGAGGCCGGCCUUAAGGGUAUCGACCUUUUCGUUGUGCUUUUAGAGGCUGCAUUUGUGUGGCAGCCGUUUCCCGCACGCGCAGGGACGGUGUCAGGACCAUGCCUGAUGCGCAGGAGCGUGUGUUGAUGGAGGAAGAGUCCGCUGGCCGCCACUUCUUCCCCCGGUGGAUAUGGGUUUGUAAAAGCCUCGGUCAGGAAUGCGGGUAUUGUUCCUGCCGCCGCCUGUGGGUUUUUAGCCCUCUUCAUGUCCAUUUUCCCGCUGCGAUGAAAAGCGCAGCUGAGGUGCAGAGACUGAAGGCUGUGGCUCUGCCUCCCGCUUAUGCGCCACCACCUUCCUCCUCCUCCUCCUCCUCCUCACGCUGUUAUUUCUGGAACCCCCUUGAACUCCUGCACCGCACUUGCACCCUUCCUCGCUUGCAGUUUCUCAUCAAAACAAACUACUUCUGAGCGCGGUGAGUCACAGUAGAGCGAGGAAAAUGGCAAAACCUUUCAGUUUCUUCACUGGCUGCCCAACUGUGUAAUUUUUAUCUCCAGCGCCCUCUUUCCGCUAAGCCUCUUGGUUUUGUACGUGUCUCCUGUUGCUGUAAUUUAAUACUAAUAGCAUUUGGGUUUGGGUUGUUAUUUUUCCGGCAGGUAGGACUUUGCUUUGGUUUGUUUUUUCAAGUGAGCUAUGUAUUAAUAGCGGCGGCACGCUGGUGUUAAUUGCCAGCUCUGGAGCUUGUUUUAGAGCCCCGCGGCGCGUAACCUCAAAAAGCAAUCAACCAGGCUAGUUAUAGCAACAAACCCACGCGCGCUCCCCAAAAACUUCACCAUUUUCUUGCAGGGAGUGUGGUUCCCAGUGGUUUUUGUGGGCUGCCCGCCGGCCGCAAGCCUCUCGAAACUUGUUGUAUGGGAUAAGCUCUCUGCUGCUAAUUCAAACCUUUCUUCUCAAAGGCAGAAUACAAUUGUGCUGGAAAUCAUUUGAAUAUUCAGGGCUAACGUAGAGCGGUGGAUCGGUAAUUAGCUUUUAUGGUUACGGCAGCCUUUGUGAGGCCUCCUUUUGGCGAAGCAGAAAAACCCCUGAAAAUCGUGCCCUGUCAUGCCUCAGAUCUCGUUAUUGUAAGGCGGUUUAUUAGCAUGGGUUUUCUUUUUUUUUCUCCAACGGAAAAAUAUACCCUGCGGCGUUAGGUGGAGUUAGCCGACGAGCAUGCCGCUCGCGCAGGCAGCAAAAUUAGCAACAUGAUAUAAGUGGUUUGCCUUUGUGAAAGUAUGUCUGUCCUGAGCCUCCUGCCCUCGGCUCCCGAUGCUGCGGUUCCUGCCCGUGCCGUCGGCCGGGCCGGGGACUUUCCACGCCUCUCGGCUUCUCUUGGGGCUGAAGGAGCUGCAGGACGGGUUGGGGGGGAUGCGCAGACAUGCGAUUUUUCUUGUAAAAGUGGAGCAAAAGUAGUACUGUAGGUGGGACUAUGACAAAUAACUUGUUGGGGGGAUCCCCAUUGAAAAAUAAUCUAGGAUUUGUUUGUUUUUAACCACCGAUACGGAUGUGUGCCGUCUUUGCGGUGUCCGUGCGUGGAGCAGCAGCCGCCAGCGGUACGGCUGCACGGCUCAGAAGCGCGGUUGAGUUCCUACUCCCUGGGUGGAACUUGUGCUCCGAUGGCACAAAGGCAUCUUAAAUUUUUUCCCAGUGGGGAGAGUAAGUAGAAACUUGAAUUUAUUCCUCUGCAGCCUUGCCGGUUAAGAUCAGUUAAAGGUGUGAUCCUAAGAAGCUGGCACUCGUUGGACUGUGCUGACUGCAGGAUCCUUCGUAGCCUUUGUAAAUCGGGCAUAGACGGUGCAGUCCCGGCUGGUUUUGCUGUUGUAACGUCCUUCCCGUACUCGGUGCGAUGCCGGCGCUACGGAGCCGUAUCUGACACCCUCAGACCUCAGCCGAACCGGGCUGUUGGCGACAGGAGCUGAACUGCGGCCGCGAAAGGCGGGGGGUGGGACCCCCGGGGCCAGCUGCGGCAGGGGCGCUUGCAGAGAGCCGCCUCUCCUGACAGCCGGUCGUCCGGAGUUGUGCGCAGCCACCGCUCCUGUGGCAAGCCAAGGCUGAAAAGAUUUGAUAAGUCUGGUAAAGAAAAUUUCCGUAAUCUUUUUUUUAAGCGGCUGAACCAGUCAAAGAAUAGGUUGUUGACUAUGGCUUAGAGCCAAUGUCUCGCCAAAGCUCGAGUUGCCGGUGUGGUGGGGGCAGGAGAAGCGAUGGCAGCCUCCUGGGCCCUUAUUCUGACACCUCAUUGUCAGUGAGAAGUGACAUGCACAAAUGGCAUGUGCAGCCGGACUUAAAAUAGCCCCUGGCCGCUGCCCUGAGAACACGCGGCCUCCUUAUAUGUCCCGCUGCACAUGCCGCCCUCCGGGGGACGGGGUGCCCCUUCCCUCCGCAGGUGCGGAGCAUCCAACGGCCGGGAUAGCCUUUCCCCUCGGGCCUGCUGCCGUCCUCCCCGGGAUACAACCGACUGAACGUUGCUCUGUACGUUUUGGGGAAAAAAACCGCGAGUGCGAUGCUCAAGCUGAUAUUGGUAUUGCCAUCAGGGAAGCGUGAUUGGAUUUUCCUGUUCAUCUGUCCAUAAAAAGGAGAGCAAGAAGCAAGGUUCUGGAUUGCCAGAUGCUUUUAAACCAGCUGAAAGAGAUCACGGGAAUUCAAGACUCGGCUUUCCUCCAUGCGGCUCUAAAGGCUGCUAAUGGGGACCUGAUGGAAGCAGUCACCUUCCUGACGGAGGAGCACGCUCAGGAGCCGGCUCGGGAUGCGGCCGCUGCGGAGCCGUCCGCUUGGGAAGGGAGUGCAGUGGGCAAACAGCUCCCACGCAAUCUUGCUGCUGCACUUACCCCCAGCGACAGAGACGACCUCCACACAGGAGACGCCUUCAGACCCCGGGAAUCACCGAAAGCUCAGGCUGCGGAAAGGGAUGCUGCAGAAAGACCGCAGGAAGCGCAUUCCGCUGAAAACAAAAACCGCUCCAAAAGGAAACGCUGUGAAGUCUGGGGAGAGAACCCCAAGCAGAGUGACUGGAGGAGAGUGGGCGACUGGCCUGUUGGAAUGAAAAAUAUCGGGAAUACGUGUUGGUUUAGCGCUGUCAUACAGUCGCUGUUUCAGUUGCCGGAAUUUCGGAGGCUGGUCCUUGGGUACUCCCUGCCACAAAACGUGCUUGAAAGCUGUCGUAGUCGCACUGGAAAAAGAAACAUUGCGUUCAUGCAAGAACUUCAGUGUCUGUUUGCGUUAAUGCUGGGCACACGUCGUAAGUUUGUAGACCCGUCUGCGGCGCUGGAGCUCCUGAGGGAUGCGUUUAGAUCCGCGGAGGAACAGCAGCAAGAUGUGAGUGAAUUUACACACAAACUACUGGACUGGCUGGAGGAUGCGUUCCAGCUCGCUGUGAACGUCAAAAGCCCCGGGGACAAAUCUGAAAACCCGAUGGUACAGCUUUUCUACGGGACUUUCCUGACGGAGGGUGUCCAUGAGGGCAAUACUUUUUCCAAGAUCGAAACCUUUGGUCAGUAUCCCCUUCAGGUAAACGGUUACCGAAACUUGAAUGAGUGCUUGGAAGGAGCCAUGGUGGAGGGAGAGAUGGAUGAGGCGGCAGCAUCGCAGUCGGUGAAGUACGGCCAGGAGCGCUGGUUCACAAAGCUCCCGCCGGUGCUGACCUUUGAACUCUCCCGAUUUGAGUUCAAUCAGUCACUAGGGCAGCCGGAGAAAAUCCACACCAGGCUGGAAUUCCCCCAGACCAUGUACAUGGACAGGUACCUCUACUGCAGUAAAGAGCUUGUUCAGAGGAAGAGAGAAGAAAUGAAGAGACUGAAGGAGAAAAUGGUGGUUCUGCAGCAGAAACUGGAAAGGUACCUGCAGUACGGCUCAGGCCCAGCCCGCUUCCCCCUGCCCGACAUGCUGCAGUACGUUCUCGAAUUCAUCGCCACAAAGCCAGCCGCAGCCCUUCCCUCUGCGCCGGGCUCUCUGACAGCGCUCCCGCGGCCCCGCGCCGAGCCUUGUCUUCUGCACGCGCUUUCCCAGCCGAACGGCAUGCUGGAAGGGAAGGAUACUGGGACUGAAGACACAGCUUUCUUUUCGGCAAAUCCCUCGCCACAGCAAAGAUCGAGUGUGCUGCUCCAGCCUCCUGAAACGUCUGAACGUCCAGCUCCUCACGUGGUUUCCGAGGAAGAGCUGCGCCUUGUCCGGACGUGUCUGCAGCGGUGGAGAAACGAGAUCGAACAAGACGUGCAAGAUCUGAAGGAGUCUAUUGCCAGAAUCAAGCAGUCCAUUGAACAAAUGUACUGCGACCCUCUCCUCCAGCAGGUUCCCUAUCGCUUGCACGCAGUCUUGGUACACGAAGGGCAAGCAAACGCCGGUCACUACUGGGCCUACAUAUACGACCAGCCUCGGAAAAGCUGGCUCAAAUACAAUGACAUCUCGGUGACAGAGUCGUCCUGGGAAGAGUUGGAGAGAGAUUCGUUCGGAGGCUUGAAGAACGCCAGCGCCUACUGCCUGAUGUACAUAAGUGAUAAGGUGUCCCGCUUCCUUGCAGACAAGGAGGAGGGCUCGGAGCUGGGCCAGUUCCAGAAGGAGGUGGAAGCCUUGCCCCCGGAGCUGAGACACUACAUCCAGGAGGACAACUGGCGCCUGGAGCAGGAGGCCGAGGAGUGGGAGGAGGAGCAGUCUUGCAAGAUUCCUCAGAUGGAGCCUUCACCCGCUUCCGAGUUGCAGGACCUCUCAUCUGAAUCGGGACCAGAUCAGAAUUCCGUCUGCGAGCAGAGCAUGCGCUCUCUGUCCUCGGAGCACGCCAUGAUCGCCAAGGAGCAGACAGCCAAGGCCAUCGCGAACACCGCCGACGCCUACGAGAAGAACGGCGUCGAGGCAGCUCUCUGCGAGCCCAAGGAGGCAGAGCCAGCGAAGGCCCAGCCGGGAGCCGCAGCCCUUACGGUUCAGGCAGAGCAGCCCCGGGACGCUCGGGGGACAGAGCCGGCUGCCCCGGCUCGCUCACAGGUCUCGGAGGUGGAAAUCCCCAGUGUGGGGAAGAUCCCCGUUAGGUCCGAUGCAGACGGAUAUAACGAGGAGGUGAUGCUGAGCCCGGCCAUGCAAGGCGUCAUCCUGGCGAUUGCAAAAGCCCGCCAGACCUUUGAUCGCAACGGGUCUGAAGCAGGGCUUGUUAAGGCGUUCCACGAGGAGUACUCCCGGCUCUACCUGCUCGCCAAGGAGACCCCGACUCCUCAGAACGACGCCCGGCUGCAGCAUGUCCUCAUUUACCUCCUGCAGAACAACGCUCCCCAGCAGGUGGUGGAACGGACCCUUCUCGAGCAGUUUGCGGACAAGAACCUCAGCUACGAUGAAAGGUCAAUUAGCAUUAUGAAGGUGGCGCGAGCAAAGCUGAGAGAAAUCGGUCCUGACGAUGUGGACAUGGAGGAGUACAAGCGCUGGCACGAAGACUACAGCCUUUUCCGCAAGGUGUCGGUUUAUCUGCUGACGGGGCUGGAGCUCUACCAGAACAGAAAGUACCAGGAGGCGCUCACCUACCUGGUCUACGCCUACCAGAGCAACACCAAGCUGCUGCUGAAGGGAGCCAGCCGGGGGGUGAGCGAGUCGCUGAUCGCCUUGUACCGAAGGAAGUGUCUCCUGAAGCUGAACGAGGUGGCGGCGGCGCUCUUCGUAAGCUGCGAAGAAGCUCGUGUGGCAGAGGGCAUCGGCAUCCUGAACGAGCUGAUCAUCCCCUGCAUGCACCUCAUGAACAACUUCGAGAUCUCCAAAGAGGACCUGGACGCCAUCGAGGUCAUGAGGAACCGCUGGUGCUCCUACCUGGGACGAGAAGACAUGGACGCCAAACUGCAGGUGAAGCUGGGCGAGUUGCUGCCCCGGCUCCUCGACUGCUCCGCUGAGGUCGUUGUCCUGAAAGAGCCCCCGAAGAUCCGGCCCAACUCCCCCUACGACCUCUGCAGCCGCUUUGCAGCCGUCAUGGAGUCCAUCCACGGCGCCUCGGCCGUCACGGUGAAAUAGCGUGGGGACGCCCGGCCGCGCCGUGGUGCACGCUGCAGCCCGCCAGCGGCCGUCCUCCCGGCGGGCAGCGUUGGACAGGGAGAGGGGGGAUUCGGAUUCAGAGCUGUGUUCCUUGUAAAUAUGAACGAAUGAAAAGCGGUAUUGCACUUUUGAGAGAAGAGGCGGAGCGCUGAGGGGAAGGGCCUGACCCGCUGCUCUGGCACGAGGCGCCAGGACCCGGCACCACCGUCCGCCACGGGGUCCCCCGGCCACCUCGGCGCGUUGGGGUGUUUCGGCAGCUUUCUAGAGACAGAUCCCCAGGCCCGCACCGGCAGCAGAGCGAGAGCCGGCUCCUCUGGCAGAGGCGCUGAGACCCUCCUGCAGGAUUAGCUGCCGGAGGGGGUGCGCCCGGUCCUGCCCCGCUGCGGCCGGAGGGCUCGCUGGUGCCGCUGGGAGCAGCGGGGAGCGGGGCUCACGCUCGGAAGGGCGCGGGCAGUCGCGCGUGCAGCGGCGUGUUUGGUCAAGGCAGGCGGGCAUUUGCCUUCUGUAUUUUAACGGUCAAAAGACAACACGCAGGAGUCUUCCUCUGAGGAAGGCAGAAGCCGGUCCUGGCGGCGAGGAGAGGGGACAGGGUGGCAGAAUUGCCCGGCGCAGGGACGUCGCCCCGAAGGACGUUCCCCGCUGGGGUUCGGCGCAAACUUCCUCCUCUCCUCUGGGUUUUCGGUGCCGGAUCGGCGUCGCUGGCACCUGCGCGGGCCGGAAUCGGCUCCUUUUUGGUUGGUGGUGGUUUGGUUUGGUUUUCUUUUUUACCUGGCUUUCUGUAAAACCCGCGCCCCGCUGGAUCUCCUUGAGCGGGCAGCCUGUACUUGCGCUUGAGCUGCGGCAGUUGUUUUAAACCAAACGUUGGGAGGACGUGGAGGGGGGAUCCUGUGUGUUAGGACUAUGCAGACUUUUCUAAAA
Chroicocephalus ridibundus (black-headed gull) is the source of this 7494-nucleotide messenger RNA. RefSeq names its product ubiquitin specific peptidase 28 (gene USP28). The transcript is spliced from 26 exons. The record is from RefSeq and is a predicted model, not a curated record. Bases 3184 to 6555 code for a protein of 1123 amino acids. Lineage: Eukaryota; Metazoa; Chordata; Aves; Charadriiformes; Laridae. Gene Ontology annotation, biological process: proteasome-mediated ubiquitin-dependent protein catabolic process; regulation of proteasomal protein catabolic process; protein deubiquitination. Gene Ontology annotation, molecular function: proteasome binding; protein binding; cysteine-type deubiquitinase activity.